Messenger RNA from Miscanthus lutarioriparius, 1041 nucleotides. NCBI's taxonomy places the organism in Eukaryota, Viridiplantae, Streptophyta, Magnoliopsida, Poales, Poaceae. The record is from the annotation of a GenBank genome assembly.
AUGGGGCAUCACUCCUGCUGCAACCAGCAGAAGGUGAAGAGGGGGCUCUGGUCCCCUGAGGAAGAUGAGAAGCUCAUCAGAUACAUCACCACCCAUGGUUAUGGCUGCUGGAGCGAGGUCCCCGAGAAAGCCGGUCUACAGCGGUGUGGGAAGAGCUGCCGGCUGCGGUGGAUCAACUACCUCAGACCGGACAUCAGGCGAGGGCGGUUCACAGCGGAGGAGGAGAAGCUGAUCAUCAGCCUACACGCCAUUGUUGGCAACAGGUGGGCCCACAUUGCCAGCCACUUGCCCGGCCGGACGGACAACGAGAUCAAGAACUACUGGAAUUCAUGGAUCAAGAAGAAGAUCCGGAAGCCAGCGAUGAGCACGACGAGCUCGUCGGUGACGACGUCGAGCCCGCCGUGCAGCACGGCGGCGUCGGACGCAGCGCUUGGUCACCUGCAGACGCCGUUCAGCGCGGCGGCGGAGCACCUGCAGCUCGACGCCUUCCUCAGCCAGAGCCUAGCCUUGCCGCCACCGCCGAAGCUGGGCUCCGGCGGCCAAGAGUCCCCGCCGGCGGCGCCGUUGCCUCCGCACUGCCCCUUCUUCAUGUUCGACACAAGCGUCAGCGUCAGCCCGCCAUCGUCGCUGACGUCGACGGCGGCGGCCCACCAGCUGCAGCACCCGUUCCUCACGUUCACGGCGGCGGCGAUGGACGACGCACCGAUAAGCUACCAUCUGCCUCCUUUGGUGGACGGCAUGGGAAUGGCCGGCAUGGCAGCCAUGGACUGCGGUGGUCUAGGUGAGGAGGAAAGAGGCCAUGAUCACCGCGAGGCUGGCAACAAUGGCCAUGCGGUGGUCGGCAUGGCGAACGGCGGCGGUGGCUGCUGCUACGGGCAGAAGGAGGAGCCGACGGCGUUAGGACAGGACCAGUGGGAUGACGAAUCGGCGCAGCACCUGCUGAUGUGGGACGAUGACCAAGAACUAACACCGUCCAACCUGGAAGCCAUGGAAAGUACAGCUCACUCCCUCCUUUUUAUGGGACCAAAUGACCAUGCAUGA